Ilex paraguariensis (yerba mate) is the source of this 222-nucleotide messenger RNA. The record is from the annotation of a GenBank genome assembly. Lineage: Eukaryota; Viridiplantae; Streptophyta; Magnoliopsida; Aquifoliales; Aquifoliaceae.
AUGCAUUUAAAACUGUUGAAGAGCGUGAUCGAACCUCAAUCUGAGAAUGUAACUCUGAGAGCCAAAGCUGCUAAAAUGGAGCUUGACCAAGUUCAGCAUCACCUGGUCUUGCAACCUUUGAAUGAUGAGCUUAGAAGCCAAGAAAAUAUUCUUUUAGAAAAGUAUGUAGUCGAUGUUGGAAAUGAGGAAGCUUUUUGGAGGCAGAAGUCAAGAAUUCAAUAG